GAAGUAGAAAUAAAAGAAAGAACUGGGUAUUCAAAUUUUAAAUCACUGCUAAUUUAGGAUCAUCUGAAUGUAACUACCGCUAGAUAUAUGUGUGUGCAGCCCAAACAACAGAGCUUGACUGAUACUUUACCACAGGAUUUUGGUGAACUUUCACAUUUUGUUUGUGAUGGAGAUUUGAAGUCAUAAUAUUGCAGGUUGUCUCCACUUGGUUUGGACCGGAACUUCACAAUGAGUACCGCAGAAACGGACGAAUACCAGUGUGCCUGUCUGCCAAGUUUCAACUGUAUUCCAGAGAAACACUACUGUAAUACGACCAGAGGGGUGGGAUGUUAUUCAAUAAAAGAACGAACGUCUUUUGGGGUGGACGUCCGGAGAGGUUGCGGGAUGGACAACCAGAAGCACCUCAUGAAUUGCCAAGGGAAACGAGACAACGUGUGGACGGACGGUCCCGACAUCGCAGUUAGGUGUUGCUCCUACAGCUUCUGUAACGCAGACAACGACCCCGAGCUGAAGGCCACGAAAGUUGUCGAGGAGAUGACCUUUAACAUGUCCAUGUUAAUGGCGGUGCUGGUUCCAAUCGGAGUGCUGAUCAUAGCUGUAAUCAUAGUGUUCUUCGUUUUCCGGCACCUUCAGAAGCAGCGUCCCGAGAGUCGGGAAAACCUGCGGGUAAGGGAGGAACUUUUGCCCCAAGAGUAUGGAGGAAUUAGGGUCACACAGGUCGGAGAUAGCACGCUGCAGGAGCUGAUUGAUGAGUCAUGUACAUCGGGGAGUGGAUCCGGUCUACCGUUUCUGGUUCAGGCGACCGUGGCAAGAAGCAUCUCACUCAUAGAAUGUAUUGGCAAAGGCCGUUACGGGUCUGUUUGGCGAGGGAGAUACCACGAUGAGAAUUUAGCAGUGAAAAUUUUCUCAUCCAGAGAUGAAGCCAGCUGGUUACGAGAAACAGAGAUUUACAAUACCUGUCUACUCCGACAUGAGGGAAUUCUGGGAUACUAUGCUUCAGACAUGACGAGUCGGAAUUCGUGUACUCAGUUGUGGUUGAUCAUGCAUUACCAUGAGAAUGGCUCGUUGUAUGAUUACCUGCAGUCUACAACUCUGGACUGGGAGGAAAUGUUACGCCUGUGUCAUUCCGCUGCGGCUGGUCUCGUUCACCUUCAUACGGAAAUCGUAGGAAACCAGGGGAAAGCAGCUAUUGCCCAUAGAGACAUCAAAUCCAAGAAUAUAUUGGUGAAGAGCAAUGGCUUGUGCUGUAUUGGGGAUCUUGGGCUUGCUGUGACACACACACAGGAGAAUAACAAGAUAGACUUAGGUCGCAAUAACAAGGUGGGCACCAAGCGGUACAUGGCCCCCGAGCUUCUGGACGAGACCCUUAACCCAGAAUACUUUGAGGCAUUCAAACAAGUGGAUGUGUACGCAUUUGGUCUAGUGAUGUGGGAGGUUGCCAGGAGGUGUGUCACAGAAGGUAUGGUUGAUGACUAUAAACCUCCAUUCUGGGAUGUGGUACCCUCUGAUCCAUCAUUUGACGAUAUGAAAAAGGUUGUCGUCAUUGACCAACAACGACCAGCCAUUCCUAAUAGGUGGUCAUCUGAUACGAUCUUGCAUCAGAUGAGCAGACUGAUUCAGGAAUGCUGGACUAAUAACCCAAAAGCCAGACUCACUAGUCUUAGGAUUAAAAAGACAAUUAAUCAGCUGCUCAAUCAACCUCAGUGCAAAAAGGUCAAGGACACCAACAAAUGUUGAGGGCAUCAUACGGGAGUGUUGUGUAACCAAGAUCUUAUUAGACACACCCUGUUGCUGCAUCCAAUCUUUUCUCUUUACAGCAAGUCCCUGCAUCAGAGAUUGAUGAGUCGUUGCAAAUCUGCUGUUCAUACGUUUAGCAAACCAGGCAUGAAAGACAGUAGAUAUCUUGCUUGUUUACAGAGGUUGCAUAUAUUUGUUGUUAGUGAUUUUUAAGAGUAAUGAAAAAAUUUAAGCAUUGUUGAAUGAAAAUUAUUUACAUGCAUAUAGAAAAAGAUUUUGAUAUAGAUCUAUAAAUUUAAUGAAUUUUACAAGUACAAUACUUGAAAAAAAUUUAUUUUUAAAGUAAAACGCAAGUGUUAAAGAAGGAUUUUUUUUUAAAUUAAAAACUUGAGUGACAUUUAGGAGAUUUCUUUGUUUAUAUGUGAAUUAUUUAAUGUGUACAGAAGUGUUGAAUUUUGGCCAGCCAGAUAUUGUGAAUUUUACAUUCCAGGAGUCACUAAAUACAAGCUUUUAUGUCAUUGUCUGCUUAAUUCAUUUUCUCUGUCUGAGAUAUUUUGCAUGGUGUAUUUAUCAUACAUGUGAAAGUGAAAAGAAGAUAAUGUGUGUAAGUGGAUGUGUAUUUGACUGCGUAUUAUAGACGUACAUGCAGUAAACUGAUUUCUGCUGUCUGGCCUAUUGUAAUGGAGCCAAAGAUUAAGGUUGAAUUUUGCAUGGAAUACAUGUAUUUCUUUGCAAAUUAUUGAUUCUUUGCAAGUUGUGUACAAAAACUAGUCAGUUACACCCAUAUAUUGUCAGGUACAUGCAUUUGUUGUUGUUAGAGAAAAAUAUUGUGAAGCAUUCUGAUAACAUUUAUAUUUCAUUUUAUUGUAUAGAAAAUCUCUUCUCAAAUUGUAAGUUUAUAUCCUGUAUCAAGCUCAUCACAUGAAGUUCAUGGGGAUUCAGUUGAGACAUUUUUAACAAAGGUUCUAUUUCGGUAGAUAUUCGUCCUUUUACAAAUUUUUUUUGUUUUUAGUUUGAAUUUGCCUGUCCUUUGAUAGGUUAAAGAAAGGAGAAAUAUUUGUUUCUAAAGUAAAAAUUAUUUGAGAGGCUCAAUGUCGUUUUUAUAAAAAGAACAUUUCCAUAUACAUUGUAUUCAUGAAUCUCAUCAACUGUAAAUAUCUUAUUUAUUGUAAUGCAUAAAAAAUUGUGUUGUUCUUGAAUAUUUCAAAUGAAAAUUUGUCUCUUAUUGUUGAAUGAUAGCUUGUCUGAGUGAGCCUUUUUUUCUGUGAGUGCAAGUUGAAUUUGUAACAAAUUGUAAGAGUUGUUGACAAUUUGAUGCCAUUGAUAUUAUAAACUGCCUGUAUAUUGUUCCGUCUGUUAAAGGUUGUAGUUCUACAAUAUUACAAAUCUGUAUAAUGUUUGACUUCUCACUAGAUUCUAGACAAGUGCCUGCCUACAAUAUUUUUGUCCCGAGUUUGAUAGAUUGAAAUCUCAUCUUCAGGUUAUUUUUUAACAUUUAGAAGUUUGGCGUUAUUCAUGUACAGUAUUGCUAAAUUGGGUUCCCUUUUUUCAUUCUUCAAUACCAAGUGUCGUCUUCAAAAUUUUAUUCACAAUUUCAUUGUUUUGUAGGCAUUCAUAUAUAAUUUUCAGAAUUCUUCAAAACAUGUUCAUCAUUUUCUGCUGAAUUUUAUUGAACUUGAAAAGAAACAGUAUUAGUCAUCAGUGAUGUUUGAGAAUAGAAGGUGAAUUGUCAGUGAGCACCAACUCAUUAAACGAAAUGCUACACUUGCUCAAUCUGCAUGAAUUUCAUUCUGUUAAUGAGAUCUGAGUGAAUUAUAUCUUCAUUAUUCAUGUGUAAUAAAUUUCUCGUGUUUGUAGCUCAGCUAAACCUGAGAUUCUGAUCAGCUCUUCUGAUCAAAUUGUGUAACUCAGCAAAGUUUCUUAUGAGCUUUUCUGAUCAUAUUGUGUCUAUCGUCCACUCCAUGUAAACAAACACUUCAUAUGGAUUCAGGCUUAACUAACGGAAGGAAUAUAUCUCCCCUUCCAGCAGGGAUUAUAUAUUUGACUUAAUUCUCUGGGUUCCUUGGGGAACAUAGGGUCACAACCACACUCUUCCAACGUAUACGGUUCUGAGUGAUCCUCUUUAGCACAGCCCAUGUCAUUCCAGCAGCCUCCACUUUUUUCGUUGACACGGAUGAUAUAGGAGUGUGAAAAUUCAUGAGGUUUCUAAGUUGAAAGACUGAGGAUGGAACCGGAAUGACAGAAGUGCCGUGUAGUGGGUUCAGCCUGGUCUGAUAUGGCCGAGGGACCAAUGCUGGGGCAGUAGUUUACAUGCUUUAAGAGUUGUCAAAGUGAUGUACAAUGUCGGUCUCAAAUUAAAAGUCAUCGGAGGAAUGUUCAAGCGGAGUUUCAUAUUCAUUUAGAUGACCCGGAUGAGCGUUGUGGCUUAGGGGCCUCCUGUUACAAGUAUAUGAACUACACAAAACGAAAUAUUUUGGUCUUUGUUGUAACUUGAAAUGAAUUUGUAAUAAACUUGUUUGAAUUUU
This is a messenger RNA of Ostrea edulis (European flat oyster), 4262 nucleotides long. RefSeq names its product activin receptor type-1-like. Gene Ontology annotation, molecular function: ATP binding; SMAD binding; transforming growth factor beta receptor activity, type I. The transcript has 8 exons. Gene Ontology annotation, biological process: cellular response to growth factor stimulus; protein phosphorylation; BMP signaling pathway. NCBI's taxonomy places the organism in Eukaryota, Metazoa, Mollusca, Bivalvia, Ostreida, Ostreidae. The coding region runs from base 229 to 1737 and encodes 502 amino acids. The record is from RefSeq and is a predicted model, not a curated record. Gene Ontology annotation, cellular component: signaling receptor complex; plasma membrane.